Messenger RNA from Cuscuta campestris, 1940 nucleotides. The record is from the annotation of a GenBank genome assembly. NCBI's taxonomy places the organism in Eukaryota, Viridiplantae, Streptophyta, Magnoliopsida, Solanales, Convolvulaceae.
CCCAGUGAAUUUUGAUCCUCCCCUGAUUCGGAUCCACUAAUCCACUCCAAAAGAGAAGAAAAAAAAAGAAUAUGGUAAUCGGAGAUGCGGCGGCGAACGUGGUGCAGCUGGCCGGGCUCAGCGCCGGAGCACUAAUCGGACUGAUAGUGAGAGCGGCGAACAACGCCCGAAUGCACAGAAACAACUGCAAGAAGUUCGCGCAGCACUUGAAGAUGAUCGGAAACCUUCUGGACCAGCUCAAGAUCCGGGACCGCCCAGGUGACCAGACCCGGGAGCCAUUGGAGGAGCUGGAAGAUUCUCUGAGAAGGGCUUACGUUCUGGUGAAGAGCUGUGAAGAAAGGAGCUACCUUUACCUCAUCGCCAUGGGAUGGAACAUUGUUUAUCAGUUCAGAAGAUCUCAGGAAGAGAUUGAUCGUUACUUGAAAAUCAUUCCCCUCAUUGCUCUUCUUGACAAUGCUAAACUCAAUAGAAGGGUAGAAGAGAUUGAGAUGCACAAGUGUGAGUACACGUUAGAAGAUGAAGACAUGAAAGUACAAGCUGCGAUUUCAAAUCCGCAGCCUUCAAGAAAUGACAGAAACCUGUUGAUCAAGAAUCUGUCCCGUUCUUACCCAAACUUGCCUGUCAAUGAAGCACUUGAGAGUGAGAGCAAGAAGCUCAAGGUUGAACUACAACAGUCACGAGCUAAUAUGGACCACAACGAAUGUGAGGUUAUUCAGCGCCCCAUUGAGGUCACCGAGAAUGUUUCAACUACUCUAAGAUCUUCAGAUUGUCCCAAGAACAUCGAGAGUGACCCCAAGCUCAAAGAGACUCAUACAACCGAAAGAGUUGUGGGAGGGCACGAAUAUGGAUCAGCUAAGAGACCGAGUUGGCGGGAAGAAUGGCACGCCGAUCUACUUGGAUGCUGUUCUGAGCCAUCAUUGUGUGUGAAAACUUUCUUUUGGCCAUGUGGAACUCUGUCAAAAGUUGCAUCCGUAGCAACUGGGAAACAAACCACUUCAGGAGAAGCUUGUGGAGAAAUAAUGACAUAUUCUAUAUUCUUAGCGUGCUGCUGUUACACAUCCUGCAUCAGGGUAAAACUCCGUAGGGUUCUCAACAUCAAGGGAGGUGCAGUUGAUGACUUCUUUUCGCAUGUGUUGUGUUGUUGUUGUGCACUUGUGCAAGAAUGGCGGGAAGUCGAGAUCCGAGGAGCUUAUGGACUAACAAAGGGUGGCAUGAUCCCUCCCCCAUCUCAACACAUGGGAUACUAAAGAUUGCUUGGCCUUAGCUACAACUUGUUUGUGACGGUUUCACGGUAAGAAAUGAAACGAACAUUAUCCAACAUCUUCAAGUUUUCAAUAUUACUCUCUUCAAUCACUUGUUCCUCUUCAUGCAUGAAUUACACAUUUAGAAGUUGAUAAGGGUAUAUUAGUAGAAAAACAUACUAGUUGGCAUAUCAAUUUAUGAAAAAUCUUACAUACGUCUUCAUAUUUUUCUUGAUCCCAUUGAAGUUGCCGGAACCACAUUUAGUGCAGGAACUCGACUUUUGGAUUCAUAUCGUUCUAAUUUAUUUUCUGACAUGGUGGAAAUCUUAAUUCGCGGAGGAGAUUGAGUUUGACUUCUCGGGAUCAAGAAACAUAGGAAAACAUAUGUGUGAUUUUUUCAUAACCCAGUGCGCAAACUUGUACGUUUCUCCAUUAAUAUGCUUUUUAUGAACUUCUCGACGUGUAUUUCAUGCCGGAAGAGGAACAACCGAUUGAAGUCAUGUCGAGAAUUUGAAGAUGCUGGAGAGCGUUCAUUUCGGUUUUUUGCCACUCUCUUCUACUACUCACAUGGAUAAGUGGGUUUAUAGUGCAUGUAUGAUAGAGAGUAUGUUGAACUUCUUGAUUAGCAGCAAGACCACUCUUUAAGAUCUUGUGAGAUACUCACCUUCAAAUAGUUAACAUUAAAGUUUAUUUUCUUUG